This is a messenger RNA of Xylaria bambusicola, 1491 nucleotides long. RefSeq names its product MFS transporter-like protein. Gene Ontology annotation, cellular component: membrane. The transcript has 5 exons. Gene Ontology annotation, molecular function: transmembrane transporter activity. Gene Ontology annotation, biological process: transmembrane transport. The record is from RefSeq and is a predicted model, not a curated record. Bases 1 to 1491 code for a protein of 496 amino acids. Lineage: Eukaryota; Fungi; Ascomycota; Sordariomycetes; Xylariales; Xylariaceae.
AUGACCAACGAAGGUCCGAGGGCCUCUGGCGAUCUACCCAAGCCCGAGCUGAUGCAGAUCGAGACGCAGAUCGGCAAUGAAGGCAUCCGCACCGAAAUCGACAGACAGCUCUCCGGGAAACUGGACCACAAAUUUGACCGUCAUAUCAUCCCCUGGGUUUUUGGAAUAUGGCUGUUUGCCUUCAUCGACCGUAGUAACAUCGGCAACGCCAAAAUCGUCGGACUGCCCGAGGAUCUCGGGAUCUCAACGGGCACCUCCUUCAACGUGGCGCUGCUGGUUUUCUACAUUCCCUAUAUUCUCGUCGACGUACCCAGCAAUUGGAUUGUGAAGCACGUCAAGGCCGGCAUUUAUUUGCCGUCCCUCAUCACGGCCUGGGGGCUCGUCAGUACGUUUGUAGGCUUCACGGAGUCGCUUGCAGGGCUCAUCGUGGCCCGUCUCCUGUUAGGCCUGUUCGAAGGAGGGCUGCUCGGUGGCAUCGUCGUGUACCUUGCUAUGUUCUACCCUAGACACCAGAUGCUAAGGCGCGUGGGUUACUUCUACUGUGCCGCGCCGCUUUCGGGUGCUUUCGGCGGACUGUUGGCUACAGGGUUAUCCGAGAUCCGCUACGGAGGGUACAAUCGCUGGCCGUGGAUCUUCUUCAUUGAGGGUAUUGUGACAACUCUUUUCGGCAUCGUGUGCUUCUUCUUCAUGCCUCAUACACCCGGCGACUCUAAGUUCCUAACUACGGAAGAGCGCGCCGCUGCAUUGCGCCGGAUGAAAGUGGACAGCCACGGCGCGGCCGCUGAGGAGGACGUGAACAACGAGAAAUUCGACUGGUACUGGGUUCGGAUGGCAUUCAAGGCACCUCAGUUGUGGUUUUCCUGCUUCAUCUGGUUCUUCCUACUAGUCCCACUCUAUAGCUAUUCCCUCUUUCUACCGACGAUCAUCAACGGCUUGGGUUAUCAAUCCACGCAGGCACAGCUCCUUACCGCGCCUCCAAAUGUGGCUGCUGUUUUCUCCGUCUUAAUAAUGACGCGGUUGUCUGAUCAUACAAAGGCACGAGGUCCGUACAUGGCCCUGAACUGCGUAAUUGCGGCUGCUGGAUACGUGAUGUUGUUAGCGAGCAAAAACAAUGCCGUUCGAUACGCUGGUACUUUCAUCAUAGCCAUUGGAAUAUACCCGAACUCGGCCUUGAUCAUGGGUUGGCUAUCGAAUAAUUUGGCGCCUCACUUCGUCCGCGCUACAGGCAUUGGCUUCUUGAUCGCAUUUGCCAAUACCGCGGCCUUCAUCGCAACAUUCAUCUAUCUGCCUAAAGAUAAACCAGACUACAGCCUAGGGCACUCGAUUAGUCUUGGGGCACUCUUGCUAUGCUUCAUCGUAUGCUGUACUCAGACUCUGUAUCUAGGAUGGGAGAAUAAGAAGCGGGCGCUAGGGGAUCGCGAUAGUAGAUUGACACUGGGCGAUGUGGACAGGCUUGGGUAUCGCCACCCGAAGUUUAGGUACACCAUAUAA